AUGCGCGGCGUCCGGCUACCGGCCUGGACAAUGGGCGUUAGCCCUCGGCCGGUCUUGAGACCUCAGAGCGCCAUGCCUCGUGACAUGUUGCCUGUCGCAAGCCGAAUUUUCUCUCGAUUUGGCGGACCUAAUUGGGCCAGUCGACUAUACACCACUGCCUCAGGAGCCCUACGCGACAGAGCCGGUAGUGAUGUCCGACCAACCGAGGUUCCUCUUUUGCUUCGCCAACAUAACUACAAAUAUACCCUUUAUACAUCUCGCAUUGUUUCUCAAGUACGGUCCUUCAACUCAUCGUCACAUCUCUACCAAGCGAAACCGCCCUUGUCGCCCUCGCAACCCUCGAACGGCUCCCAGGCCCACGGACUCCCGGUUUCGGAAAAAGAUGGCGAAGUUGCUGAAGAUAAAGGUUUCGAGCUAUCGGAGAGAGCUGCUCAAGCUGCGCAAGUCAAUCUCCGGGCCAAACUGGCCAAGGAUGGCGCAUCGGGCAAGAAGUCCGGCUUCGCGGAAAUCUGGCGCCUCUUCAAGAUUGCGCGACCUGAAGCGAAGGCGCUCGGGUUCGCAUUCUUCUUCCUGCUAGUUUCCUCGUCUAUCACGAUGUCGAUUCCAUUCUCAAUUGGUAAGAUCAUUGACGGAGCCACGAAGAGUGAAGAAGAAGGUGGUGGUCAGCUGUUUGGUUUGAGCAUCCCUAUGUUCUACACAGCUCUUGGGGGUAUCCUGCUAGUGGGCGCUGCUGCCAACUACGGCCGUAUUAUCAUUCUUCGUAUCGUUGGUGAGCGAAUCGUUGCGAGAUUGCGCUCCAAGCUUUUCCGUCAGACUUUCGUCCAAGAUGCCGAGUUCUUUGAUGCCAACCGGGUCGGUGAUUUGAUCUCUCGGCUGAGCUCGGAUACCAUCAUCGUUGGCAAGAGCAUUACGCAGAACCUGUCUGAUGGUCUACGUGCCGGUGUCAGCGGCGUGGCCGGAUUUACUCUGAUGGCGUAUACUAGUCUCAAACUUUCCAGUAUUUUGGCUUUGUUGUUGCCCCCAAUUGGUCUGGGUGCGCUCUUCUACGGACGUGCCAUUCGCAACCUCAGUCGCAAAAUCCAGAAGAAUCUGGGUACGCUGACCAAGAUUGCCGAGGAGCGCCUGGGUAACGUGAAGACUAGUCAGUCAUUUGCGGGUGAGAUCCUUGAAGUCAACCGAUACAAUACCCAAGUACGGAAGAUCUUCGACCUCGGUAAGAAGGAGUCUUUGAUCAGUGCAACAUUCUUCAGCUCGACUGGAUUGAUGGGAAAUUUGACGAUCUUGUCUUUGCUCUAUGUCGGAGGUGGCAUGGUCCAAUCAGGAGCGAUCAGCAUUGGAGAAUUGACGUCGUUCCUCAUGUACACUGCAUAUGCUGGUUCUAGCAUGUUUGGCCUCUCAAGUUUCUAUUCCGAGCUCAUGAAAGGUGUUGGUGCUGCAAGCCGAUUGUUCGAGCUGCAAGAUCGCCAGCCGACUAUCCACCCGACCAAGGGCCUCAAGGUCGAGUCUGCGCGGGGACCUAUCCGAUUUGAGAACGUCUCGUUCAGCUACCCGACCCGACCUGCCGUGGCCAUCUUCAAGGACUUGAACUUUGAGAUCCCACAGGGAACCAAUGUUGCAAUUGUCGGUCCCUCUGGCGGUGGCAAGUCAACUAUCGCGUCCAUCUUGCUUCGAUUCUACAGCCCAACUGGAGGCAGGGUCCUCAUCAAUGGGCAGGAUAUCAAGGAAAUGAACGCCAAGUCACUCCGACGAAAGAUUGGUGUAGUCGCGCAGGAGCCCGUUCUCUUCUCUGGCACCAUUGCUGAGAACAUUUCUUAUGGCCGGCCGCAUGCCACGCGAUCUGAGAUUGUUGCUGCAGCUCGCAAGGCCAACUGCCAAUUCAUUAGUGACUUCCCCGAUGGACUUGAUACCCACGUGGGAGCCCGUGGCGCGCAGCUGUCCGGUGGACAGAAGCAGCGCAUUGCCAUUGCCCGUGCUUUGAUCAAGGAGCCGGAUAUCCUGAUCCUCGACGAAGCCACCUCUGCCCUUGAUGCUGAAUCGGAGACUCUGGUGAACAGUGCGUUGGCGGCCCUUCUCCGUGGCAACAACACCACCAUUAGCAUUGCCCAUCGGCUCUCUACCAUCAAGCGCUCCGACACGAUCAUUGUGCUCGGGCCUAAUGGCACGGUCGCCGAACAAGGCUCCUACGAAGAGCUCAGCUCUCGUCCCGAUGGUGCUUUCACCAAGCUCAUGGAGUGGCAGAUGAGUGGUGGAGAUCAACUCCCGUCUCCUCCCACGCGGGCAGUCCCGCCAGAGGAACUCUACAAGCUCGAGAACGAAGCCGAGGAGCAGGUGUUGGAGGAAGACGAGGAAGUGGAGGAAUCAAAGUCCCAGAAAAAGGAAUAG
This is a messenger RNA of Penicillium daleae, 2382 nucleotides long. It is a transcript of the gene mdr2, whose product is annotated as ATP-binding cassette permease mdr2. The record is from RefSeq and is a predicted model, not a curated record. The transcript is spliced from 3 exons. Gene Ontology annotation, biological process: transmembrane transport. NCBI's taxonomy places the organism in Eukaryota, Fungi, Ascomycota, Eurotiomycetes, Eurotiales, Aspergillaceae. Bases 1 to 2382 code for a protein of 793 amino acids. Gene Ontology annotation, molecular function: ATP hydrolysis activity; ABC-type oligopeptide transporter activity; ATP binding. Gene Ontology annotation, cellular component: membrane.